AUGCGGCAGGUGUUUCUCUCCGGGCAGAUGGUCCCUGAAUGCGACGCGAAGAUUUCCAUCUUCGAUUCAGGGUUCAAGCUCGGAGACACGGUCACCGAGUCGACUCGUACGUUUGGGCACCGCCCUUUCAAGCUCGAACAGCACAUCGAGCGACUUUACCGGUCGCUGAAAGUAACGCGAAUCGAACCCGGCUAUUCGCCGGAGGAGCUGACGCGGAUUUCGCUGGAGGUGCUCGAGGCCAACUUACCGCUGAUUGGUGACCAGGACGAUUAUUGGAUCGUGCACAACAUUAGUCGCGGCUUGGCGGUUUCAGGGGCCGACCCCACGCGGCAGCGAUCGCGGGCCACCGUAGUGAUUUACUGCUGGCCGCUGGACCUGAGGGAUUGGGCCGAAUAUUACGAACAAGGCUGUCAUGCAGUGACAGCGAUGAGCCGAGCUGUGCCGCCCCAGGCGCUCGAUGCGCGGAUCAAGAACUGUAGCCGGCUGCCGUAUACGAUGGCCGAGAUUGAAGUGAAACUGGUCGAUCCCGAGGCGCAAGGGGUGAUUCUAGACGUGGACGGCGAUGUGGCCGAGAACAAGGGCGGCAACUUGUUCGCCGUUUCUGGCGGAGUGUUGCAAACACCGGUGGCUCGGAAUGCACUGGCGGGUAUAUCGCGGGAGACGGUCAUCGAGUUGGCCCAGGAACUCGGCAUUGCGGUCCGCGAGAUGGAUCUGGCAGCUUACGACCUUUACACAGCCGAUGAGUUGUUCUUCACGAGUACACCCUACUGCAUGAUGCCAGCCACACGGUUCAACGGUCUUCCGGUGGGAGAUGGAAAGGUGGGACCGGUGACGAUGAGGCUUCUACAAGCUUGGGGCUCUUUGGUGGGACUAGAUAUUGCCGCACAGGCCGCGGAACAGAUGGAACGCAGAGAGUGGAAGGAACAGCCGGGAAUUCAUUGGGGGAUGUUCACGCUCCGGAUUCCUUUCUACCAUUUCCGCUUCGAAUGGCCGGAGACCAUUCAGGGUUUAGUGGUGGCCGGGGCGACGGGCAUGGGGUUAAUCCCGAUUCUUGUCGGUUACCUGGGGCUCUCUUUCGAAGUGGCCCUGGCAGUGGUUAUCGUGCAGUCGUUUCUCAUCGCGUCGGCCCCGCUGAUUUUUGGUGAUCCCUACUGUCAUGGCUGGAUCACGCCGGCCAUUCCGUUAGUGCUGGCGUUGAUGGGCCAUGUGAUCGAAGAGCCAAGCAUGGACCAGAUGCGGCUCAUUCAACUAGUCACGGUCUUCACCUUGGCCUGCGCGGCAAUCUUCUUUCUGGCUGGUAUAACCGGGUUGGGAAGGGUGUUUGUCGAGCAGAUUCCCAUUCCGCUGAAGGCCGGCAUCAUCUUCGGUGCAGCGGUUGCCGCGUUCCAUCACGAAUUCUCUUUCGGCGAGGGGACCAAAAGCUAUCUGGCAAGGGCACCAUUGAGUGCUACCUGUGCGGUGGCAAUCUGUUUGAUCCUCAUGUUCUCGGUUCCUAUCGCGAGACUGAAGCACAAAUACCGUUGGAUCGCGAUUCUUGCGGGAUUGGGGCUCGCCCCUGGUUUCCUUGUGGCCAUGAUCGUUGGCAGCAUGGCCAACGAGUUUCAAUUCAACGUGGAAUGGGGAAUCCACUCGCCGCCGUUCGCGGAAAUGUACGAGCAGCUCAGCCCCUUGAGCUUAGGACUUCCAAGCGACUCAGAAUUCUGGUCGAUGGUGCUCUGGCAAGUGGUCCCCUUGGCCGUGAUUGUCUACAUCAUUGGCUUCGGCGAUAUCAUCACGGCCAACGAAUUACUCCGUUCGGCCAUGCCGCAUCGUCCCGACGAAAAGCUGGACAUUAAUCCCACACGGACUCACUUCAACAUCAGCAUUCGCAAUGCUCUGCAGGCGCUGGCCGCCGGACCGUUUCCGGUGGUGCAUGGCCCCCUGUGGACCGGCGUGCAAGUCGUGGUUACCGAACGCUACAAGGAUGGCCGCAAGGCGAUGGAUUCGAUCUUUGGCGGAAUCGGGGCGUACUAUUUCUGGGGCAUUCCGAUUCUGCUGUUCGUGAAACCAAUCACCAGUUUCCUGGAACCGAUGUUGCCGGUGGCGCUUUCGAUGACGAUCUUGCUUACCGGUUUUGCUUGCGGCUAUAUCGGGAUGGCAUUACCGCGAAACAACGUCGAACGCGGUGUCGCGAUGUCGACUGGCAUGGUGCUUGUGCUGUUCGGCGCGUGGCAGGGAUUGCUGGUGGGGGUCGUGAUGACCUUGGUGCUCACGGGAUGGCCAUUCAUCCCAUCGUCCGACCACGAAGAAGUGGUGCUCGACUAG
This is a messenger RNA of Cladocopium goreaui, 2304 nucleotides long. The record is from the annotation of a GenBank genome assembly. NCBI's taxonomy places the organism in Eukaryota, Dinophyceae, Suessiales, Symbiodiniaceae.